UUUUUUUUUUUUUUUUUUUUUAAACUAUGUUCUGUUGUUGAGGGGGAAAAAAAAAAAAGCAAAACCAAAAACAAAACAGCAGCUGCGGACUUGUCCCCGGCUGGAGCCCAGCGCCCCGCCUGGAGUGCAUGAGCCUCUCCAUGAGAGAUCCGGUCAUUCCUGGGACAAGCAUGGCUUACCAUCCGUUCCUACCUCACCGGGCGCCGGACUUCGCCAUGAGCGCGGUGCUGGGUCACCAGCCGCCCUUCUUCCCCGCGCUGACUCUGCCUCCCAACGGCGCCGCGGCGCUUUCGCUGCCGGGCGCUCUGGCCAAGCCGAUCAUGGAUCAAUUGGUGGGGGCAGCCGAGACCGGCAUCCCUUUCUCGUCCCUGGGGCCACAGGCACAUCUGAGGCCUCUGAAGACCAUGGAGCCCGAAGAGGAGGUGGAGGACGACCCCAAGGUGCACCUCGAGGCUAAAGAGCUUUGGGAUCAAUUCCACAAGCGAGGCACGGAGAUGGUGAUUACCAAGUCCGGAAGGCGAAUGUUUCCUCCAUUCAAAGUGAGAUGUUCUGGGCUGGAUAAGAAAGCCAAAUAUAUUUUAUUGAUGGACAUUAUAGCUGCUGAUGACUGUCGGUAUAAAUUUCACAAUUCUCGGUGGAUGGUGGCAGGCAAGGCUGACCCUGAAAUGCCAAAGAGAAUGUAUAUUCACCCGGACAGCCCGGCCACUGGGGAGCAGUGGAUGUCCAAAGUCGUCACUUUCCACAAACUGAAACUCACCAACAACAUUUCGGACAAACACGGAUUUACUAUAUUGAACUCCAUGCACAAGUACCAGCCCCGUUUCCACAUCGUCAGGGCCAAUGACAUCUUGAAACUUCCCUAUAGUACAUUUCGGACAUACUUGUUCCCGGAAACCGAGUUUAUCGCUGUGACGGCCUAUCAGAAUGAUAAGAUAACUCAGUUAAAAAUAGACAACAACCCUUUCGCAAAAGGUUUCCGGGACACUGGAAAUGGCAGAAGAGAAAAAAGAAAACAGCUGACCCUUCAGUCCAUGAGGGUGUUUGACGAAAGGCACAAGAAGGAGAAUGGGACCUCGGAUGAAUCCUCCAGCGAGCAGGCCGCCUUCAACUGCUUUGCCCAGUCUUCAUCCCCUGCAGUGUCCACGGUGGGGACAUCGAAUCUCAAAGAUCUGUGUCCCAGCGAGGCCGAGAGCGACGCCGAGGCUGAAAGCAAAGAGGAGCACGGCCCCGAGGCCUGCGACGCGGCCAAGAUCUCCACCACCACGUCGGAGGAGCCGUGUCGCGACAACAGCAGCCCGGCUGCCAAGGCGCACCUCUUCGCGGCCGAGCCCGGCGGCCGGCCCCGGGACAGCGGCCGGCUGGACAAGGCGUCGCCCGACUCUCGCCAUAGCCCGGCCACCAUCUCAUCCAGCACCCGUGGCCUGGGCGCCGAGGAGCGCCGGAGCCCGGGCCGCGAGGGGGCGGUGACGGCCAAGGCCGAGGAGGCGCGCGCGCUGCCGGGCAAGGAGGCCUUCGCACCACUCACGGUGCAGACGGACGCGGCUGCCGCGCACCUGGGCCAGGGCCCCCUGCCGGGGCUCGGCUUCGCCCCCGGCCUGGCGGGCCAGCAGUUCUUCAACGGGCACCCGCUCUUCCUGCACCCAGGCCAGUUUGCCAUGGGGGGCGCCUUCUCCAGCAUGGCUGCUGGCAUGGGGCCCCUACUGGCCACCGUGUCGGGAGCCUCGACCGGCGUCUCGGGCCUGGAUUCCACAGCCAUGGCCUCCGCUGCGGCGGCGCAGGGACUGUCGGGAGCGUCGGCGGCCACCCUGCCCUUCCACCUCCAGCAGCACGUCUUGGCUUCUCAGGGCCUGGCCAUGUCGCCUUUCGGAAGCCUGUUCCCCUACCCCUACACAUACAUGGCGGCCGCGGCGGCUGCCUCCUCGGCGGCAGCCUCCAACUCGGUGCACCGCCACCCUUUCCUGAACCUGAACACCAUGCGUCCGCGCCUGCGCUACAGCCCCUAUUCCAUCCCCGUGCCGGUGCCUGACAGCAGCGGCCUGCUCACCACCCUGCCGUCUAUGGCGGCGGCCGCGGGGCCUCUGGACGGCAAAGCCGCCACCCUGGCCGCUAGCCCGGCCUCGGCGGCCGUGGACUCGGGCUCGGAACUCAACAGCCGCUCCUCCACGCUCUCCUCCAGCUCCGUGUCCAUGUCGCCCAAACUCUGCGCGGAGAAGGAGGCGGCCACCAGCGAGCUGCAGAGUAUCCAGCGAUUGGUCAGCGGCUUGGAAGCCAAGCCCGACAGGUCCCGCAGCGCAUCCCCGUAA
Molecule: messenger RNA, 2303 nt
Organism: Orycteropus afer afer
Lineage: Eukaryota; Metazoa; Chordata; Mammalia; Tubulidentata; Orycteropodidae
Source: RefSeq, a predicted model, not a curated record